Messenger RNA from Dibothriocephalus latus, 213 nucleotides. The record is from the annotation of a GenBank genome assembly. Lineage: Eukaryota; Metazoa; Platyhelminthes; Cestoda; Diphyllobothriidea; Diphyllobothriidae.
AUGGUGCGAAGCGAGUCCGCGAAGGAAGACAAUCGCAAUGGAGCAGGUUUGUCACUGGCCCUGGAUCAACUUUCUGCCGAAAUUUCAGCCCUCGAGAACUCAGCCAACCUGGGCGAACGUAUACACACCUCCCUGGAGGCAUCUUUGCAGCACUUGCGCAAUGAGAUCAGCGAACUCCUGGAUAUGUGGGAGUUCCAGGUGAGUACGAGAUAA